AUGGGGACGCAGCACCCGGAUGGGGACGUUGCCCCACGGAAGGCUCCUCAGUGCCACAGCGGGGGACCCACCCCACGAAGGGUCCCCAAAGUGUCACCCACCGAGGUCCCCCCGCGAAAGCCGCGUCUUGGCCCAUCCAAACGGGCUUGGCGAGGAGAAAAUCCCUCCGGGCGUCCGUGGAGCCGGCGCUUCCCGGUUUUGCAGGUGCUGGACGAGUUCUCCAGGCAGGUCAGCAAAAUGGACUGGCCCUCGGGAUCGCCGGCGACCGUGGGCUACGCGGCCUUGGACGGCUACCUCAGCACAUACCAGAACCCCCGCGAGGCCGAUCCCAUGACCAGGGUGCAGGCGGAGCUGGACGAGACCAAAAUCAUCCUGCACAACACCAUGGAGUCGCUGCUGGAGCGAGGGGAGAAGCUCGACGACCUGGUGUCCAAAUCGGAGGUGCUCGGGGCGCAGUCCAAAGCCUUCUACAAAACCGCCCGAAAGCAGAACUCGUGCUGUAAAAUCAUGUGACCCGGACGCCUGGGCCUCCUGCUCCGGCCC
Messenger RNA from Tinamus guttatus (white-throated tinamou), 543 nucleotides. The record is from RefSeq and is a predicted model, not a curated record. NCBI's taxonomy places the organism in Eukaryota, Metazoa, Chordata, Aves, Tinamiformes, Tinamidae.